AUGACUAUUAGUACCUGCGGGCAUGAACACGAAAUAAUCAGGAAACAUCAGUGUACUCAUAUGCUUGUAAAUGCGUCUAACUGUAUAAACUUUUCAUUUUCAAAUCUGGGAAAGGAGAAUAUGAAGUUUAAUUAUGUAGAUGACUUGGACGAUACUGCCUCGAUUGCGCCAGAAAGCCAAAGUCCGAAGGCCUUGAAUCAGAAAAUUUCAUAUCCAUUUCUGUUUGGUUCUGAAGAUUUUGUGGAUGGAGGGAAUAGAGAAACAUUCUUGCACUCGUCUGUUUAUAUACCUAGUGCUCCCCCACUUCUUGAGCGAAAUUCUUUCAAUUAUGAUGCUUACAAAGAGGUGUUGGAAGUUGAACCACCCGAGUGGCUUCCGGACAAUUCUACUAGAGUUUGCAUAAAGUGCAAUGCUCCCUUCACAGUUUUGACUCGUGGAAGAAAUAACUGUCGUUUUUGUGGAGGUGCCAAAGUCAUGGAUUGGACUUGCUCAAGAUGGUGGCUGAAUCUUCCUGUCAGUUUGUCCAUGGAGCAAGAAAUAUAUAAGUCAGUCAAUACAUUAAGGAGUUAUUGUCAGGUUGCUAGAUUGAACCACGAGAAGUUGAUCCCGACAAGCUGUUCUGAGAGGAGCCAAAGGCUUGGCAAUCUUGACAGUUGCAAAAGUGCUGCAGCAGGACUGAUUGGGAGAGUUGUAGAGACAGAUCUACGAGCUAGAGAAAAGGUUCUGGCAUUUGCUACACUUGCAGUAAAUGUGCAUUUGUGGGGUCUCAUUAGAAGGAAAUAUGCCACAAAAAGAUAUACAAAUCUUCGCUUUUAUGGCGAUCCAUUCUUCACCACAGCUGUUAUCCCUCUUGGGACAGUCGACAUACCAAAAGCUGCUGAACUUUUAUAUGCUGCCAUCCAAGACAUGCAAUCCAAAUUGCAAUGCUAA
Messenger RNA from Fraxinus pennsylvanica, 930 nucleotides. The record is from the annotation of a GenBank genome assembly. NCBI's taxonomy places the organism in Eukaryota, Viridiplantae, Streptophyta, Magnoliopsida, Lamiales, Oleaceae.